This is a messenger RNA of Diutina rugosa, 570 nucleotides long. RefSeq lists its product as uncharacterized. Lineage: Eukaryota; Fungi; Ascomycota; Pichiomycetes; Serinales; Debaryomycetaceae. The transcript has 2 exons. Bases 1 to 570 code for a protein of 189 amino acids. The record is from RefSeq and is a predicted model, not a curated record.
AUGCCUACCACGGAGGAAACCCUUCACGAUAUUGCAACGAAUGCAUUGAUCAAUUCUGAAUGCGAUAAUGAAUUCGUUAGAGGACUUAUGCGGGGAAGAAUCAUGCUGCUUUUGAGUAUUCUUCCGACACUUUUUCUCACUACGAAAGAAGACAUUGCUGCUUGGAGGGUACACCACUUGGCCGGCAUGUACGAGCUGCUACCGUAUAUUCAGCCAUCGAAGUUUGAUCCCGCCUUUGGACAAACUCUUGUCGUUGGUGGAAAGUCAGCCAAAGUAUACUUCGAUGACAAGCUUGAUGGCAUUGUGGGUUCAUUGAGUAAAGUUGACAAAGAUUUUGCCACAAAAAAGCAUCAGUUGAGAGACGAAAUCAAAAGGGUAGCCUGCCAAAAGUUUGAAGAGUAUUAUGAAACUCCGUACGAUGAUCACGAGGAAACCAUUGAAGCGGUCACCGACACGGUAGCACAAAUCUACAAGAUUUACAAAGGGGAUUCUCUUGCUGAAGUUGACAAAGCAUCCGAAUUUUAUGAUGAAAUACUGACCCAUAGCCUUCAACGAGAUUCUCUUUCAUAA